Molecule: messenger RNA, 1814 nt
Organism: Salpingoeca rosetta
Lineage: Eukaryota; Choanoflagellata; Craspedida; Salpingoecidae
Exons: 11
Coding region: 106-1671 (521 amino acids)
Molecular function (GO): protein binding
Source: RefSeq, a predicted model, not a curated record
GGACUUUGCGCCACCCACGUUGACCCAAGAGCGCACACACACUUGCACACUCGCACGCACACUCACGCACAUCCAACCAGCAAGCAAGCAAGCAAGCGAGCAGCCAUGGCGGAGAAGAGAAGUGUGACGGAGGAGGAUGUGGAAGAGAUGCUGCUGUGCGCCCGAUACGGCGAGGUGGACGAGAUGAAGGAGCUCAUCGAGCUGGGCGUGCCAGUGGACAGCAAAGACGGCAUGGGCAACACCGCGCUGCACUAUGCUGCGGCGAAUGGCUUGAUGGAUUGCGCGGAAUACUUGGUGAAGAAGAAGUGUCCUUACCUUCCCAACAACAGCGGCAACCUUCCGCUGCACUGGGCCAUCCAAAACAAGGCUGCAGAUGUCGUCCAGCUUCUCAUGAAGUCGUACCCGGAAGUGAACGUGCUGCAAACCAACGAGUUUGGCAAGAGCGCUGUGACGGAAGCGUUCAAUGCGCAGGACCAGCAGAUUCUGAAGUUGGUGCUGGAGCACCCGAGCGCAGCUGCACUCGAGGAGGAGGGCAAGGACGGCAGCAGUGGUAAAGGUGGCAGUGGCAGUGGAGCAAAGAAAGGUACCGCCGCCAGCAAGAAGAAGCCACAGCAAAAGGGGAAGAAGCAGAAGCAGGACGCGUCCAAGAAGAAGGAAGACGAUGCCACAGCCACAGCCAGCACGGCACAACAGGACAAGGCAACAUCAGACGCAUCAGACAGCAAGAGCACCGCCGGCCGCGAUGACACUGCGGAAUCAAGUCAAGUGCUGCAGACACACACGCACGACAUGAGGUUUUCACCAGACGGACCCGAGGUGCACGUGCGCGAAAUUGCAACCGAUUGGUUCGGCAAGGUGUUCGGCGACAUGCCAGAAGAUGACACCACUGGCAUUCAACUGUGGGCUGCGUCGCUCAUCGCUGCUCGGUGGGUGGUUGACGUUGCUGCGCGUCUUGAUGGUGCGCGUGUGCUUGAGCUCGGUGCCGGCUGCGGUCUGCCGGGUCUCGCUGCCCUCGCAUACACUCAUGCAAAGCAGGUUGUCAUCACAGACUACUUUUCCCACACCGUCGACAACAUCAAGCACAACCUCUCCAUCAAUGCUCACAUCCCAACACUGACAGAGCGGGGCCACGUGCACGCGCUGGAUUGGAACAACGAGAACACGUGGCUGCACGAGAGCGAUGGAAACCUGUGCCAGUUUGAUGUGCUGCUUGGGUGCGAUUUGGUUUACGACACGCCUCUUGUUGCGCCAUUGUGCAAUCUUGUUCGCCGCUGCCUGGCACCACAUGGCACUUUCUUUUACGUCUCUGGCGGAAAACGCAAGGGCGCAAAGGAGUUCAUCACAGCGCUGAGAGACUGCGGGCUCGAGUGCAAGAUUGCGCCACUCAAGCCAGAAUACAAAGCAAACCCACUGGUGAGCGGGGACGAACAAGAACUGGAGUUGCACUUCAACGAACUGCACGAGAAUGUGCAGGUGCUGUUUGAGUUCUCUUGGCCGAGCAAGACCGUGACGAACAACGAUGGCGAUGGUGGCGAGGAUGGACGGACGGCCAGUGACGCUGAUGCUGGUGAUGAUGAUGAUGAUGAUGAUGAUGAGAAGGAGGACAAGCGGGAAGAUGUGACCAAGGAUGACAGCACACAAGACAUCGGCAAGGAUAAUGGCGACGCAUGAGAACACACACACACACACAGCGAUACAGCCAUGCGGUGACAUGCUGGCAAUUGCGUUCACCGCCCAUGACCAACUGCCCCCAAAUAAAACUUUCUCGCUUCCAUAUCGCACGUUCGAUUUUUUUUCCUUGCGUGAGUACAACG